This is a messenger RNA of Nothobranchius furzeri (turquoise killifish), 701 nucleotides long. It is a transcript of the gene fmc1, whose product is annotated as formation of mitochondrial complex V assembly factor 1 homolog. Lineage: Eukaryota; Metazoa; Chordata; Actinopteri; Cyprinodontiformes; Nothobranchiidae. The record is from RefSeq and is a predicted model, not a curated record. Gene Ontology annotation, cellular component: mitochondrion.
GAUUAGAAACGCCUGGCAGGUCUGGUUGUAGAUGUGUUGCACAGUCGAUCCGACGUGGUAGCCAUGCCAGCGCUCGCGUCGCCGCUGAGACUCUGCAGAGGGAUACUAAAGGAGCUACGUUACCUGCAAGGUCCAAGUUAUAAACAAUCUCCGGCGUACAAUCAUGUUAUGGAUCAGUUUCGCAGGAAUAAGGUGACAGAAGAAAGGUACUGCCGUGCCCAGCAGGAGGCACAACAUGCAGCGCACACAUACCUGUGUCUGCUGGAGUCCACCAGGAACCACCUGGUCCUCCACAACCUUUACCACGCCAAGGGGGAGCGUAACCCAGAGGAAGUAGCAGGACUGGUGGGGCUCAAGUUGCCGACACAGCCGGGAGGGAAAGGCUGGGAGAAGUGAGAACGUGUGAGAGACCAGCAAGGACAGAAAACCUUUCCAGAAAUGACUUACCUGUUCCCCAGGCCUCUCCUGGUGUACAGGAUUCAUUUAAUGACGGACCGAAGAACUUGAUCUGUACCUGUUUGUUAGUUUUUGUUCAAUGAAGACAACAAUGUGUACAGAGUAAAUGUAGCUAGGGCUGUAAAUCCUUUCUUGAUCAUUUGAAUCACACAGCUUUCCUCUGUGUUUUGGGGAUUAGAGUCCAAACUGUAAAUGAACUAAUGUCUGGAUUACGUCUUUUAUUAAAAGAUGUAAUGAUAAACAAA